Messenger RNA from Quercus lobata, 1331 nucleotides. Its product is annotated as myeloid leukemia factor. Lineage: Eukaryota; Viridiplantae; Streptophyta; Magnoliopsida; Fagales; Fagaceae. The transcript is spliced from 7 exons. The record is from RefSeq and is a predicted model, not a curated record. Bases 99 to 1049 code for a protein of 316 amino acids.
GAAACUCGAAACCAGGCCAUUCUCGUUCCUUCUUCUCUCUCUCUCUCACAUUCUUCAUUCAUUCAAUCGUCUUCCAAGAGGCAUUGGCACAAUACGAUAUGCAGAGGGGAAGAGAAGGUGAAGAUAGUUUCUUUCACCCGGAUGACCUAUUGGGUGGUUUCCAGGGCUUUGGAUCCCGUAGAAGUAUGACGCCGAGCCUUUUUGGAAAUAGGGAUCCGUUUGAUGAUCCCUUUUUCACUCGCCCCUUUGGAAGUUUGUUUGAUUCUGGCAUGUUUGGUUCAAGUGAUCCAGCCAUUGGCAAAGAUCAGAUCAGUAGAGCCAAGGGAAUAACAAUAGAAGAAUUAAACUCUGAUGAUGAGGGACAAAAUGAGGAAGAUGCAGGCACUGGGGCUGAGAAAGAUGAUCGUCAAAAGCAUUCUUGGUCAGGCAUAGAACCUUCUGUUGAGCUUCCAGAUGAUGAUGAUGAUGUUGAUGAGACAAAGAGCAAGAGUGUGACGUCUUGGAAUGACCAUAACAAGGUUGAAGGAGCACGUUCCCAAUCCAGCAAGGUCAGCAUGCAGACUCGUAGAGUCACAUAUGGUGGCGUUGAUGGAGCAUAUUACUCUUCUACAAGAACUACACGGACAGGUGGUGAUGGGGUGGUGGUUGAGGAAACCAAGGAAGCAGAUAGAACAACAGGUCAAGCUUCACACAGGAUCUCUAGAGGAAUUCAUGAUAAGGGUCACUCAGUUACAAAGAAGCUUAAUUCAGAUGGUAAGGUGGAUACGUUGCAAACUUUACACAAUUUGAAUGAAGACGAGCUUGCUGGUUUUGAAGAAGCAUGGAAAGGUAAUGUUAAGGGGCAUUUGCCUGGCUGGGAACAUGGAUUUCAUAUGCAUGGCAAUGCAGGUUCUAGUAGCCGCGAACAGGGGAAAGAUAUUUGGGGAGGUUGGGCCCUCCCAUCUAUGGAACAGCCCUGGAAAGCCGAAGGAAUGGGAUCGAACAAUGAAGCCAGAAGCAAUUCUUCUGCAGGGAGAACAAAAAAAGUUGUCAGAAUCAAUAUAGAGUAAAUUGCUUUACUAGGUAAUGUUGGCUUAGUUUCACAUAUACAUACCUACAAAACCGAGAGCUAGGACUUUGUGCUGACCACCCCCAAGUGUUUCUGAAUGUUACCUGUGUUACUGUGUUAGCGAUGAUGUGUUUGGGUAAGAAUAGCCGUCUCUAAAAGUUGUUGGUCAAUUUACCUUUGUGACAAGAUUUAUAUUGAAGUUCUAAAAUAUUCAUUGUGAAAUUGUUACUGUUUAAGUACAUGCUUGCGUUCAUGCAAAGAACAAUCUUUCUUUUUGUUUUGA